Molecule: messenger RNA, 1389 nt
Organism: Fusarium musae
Lineage: Eukaryota; Fungi; Ascomycota; Sordariomycetes; Hypocreales; Nectriaceae
Exons: 3
Coding region: 1-1389 (462 amino acids)
Molecular function (GO): hydrolase activity, hydrolyzing O-glycosyl compounds
Source: RefSeq, a predicted model, not a curated record
AUGCUUUCUACCUCUGCAGCGAUGUGGCUUCUGGCUGUAUUGUGCAGUGAGAUUCCAAAAGCGCUGGCUCAAGAUGCAGAGGGCUGGUACAAGACUCAUCCAAGUAUGGCCCGGAUCAAGCAUGUGAACCAGGAUACUCAUCAGAUCGUUGACGAGUAUGGAAGAACUAGGUUCUUUCACGGAACAAACGUUGUUAUGAAAGAGGAACCAUGGUACAGGCCGUUUGAGUGGACUCCGGGUGUCUCGUCAUUCGGCGAGCGAGAUGUUCAAAAUAUGCAUGAUUUGGGCCUGAACAUUGUCCGUCUUGGUCAUAGCUGGGCUGGCGCGGAGCCAGUUCGCGGCGAGUACAACCAGACCUUCUUGGAUAUCAUGAAGAAGCAGACGAAACUGGCAGAAGACCAUGGUAUUUAUGUGCUGGUGGACGUGCACCAAGAUGUACUGGCUAAACAACUUUGUGGUCAUGGCGUACCUGAUUGGUUCGUUAAGAAGGACUGGAUCACGGUCGGAAAUGCGUUCGGGAGACUUUACAAUAACUUCGACGGUCUGGGAGACGCUUUCGCCGCUUACUGGAAGAAACUGGCGUCAGAGUAUGUCGACACCACUAAUAUCGUGGGGUACAAUCUUCUUAACGAACCCUGGGUUGGCGACACAUACGCCGAUCCUACACUUCUCGUACCAGGAGUUGCUGAUCGCAAGAAUAUGGAAGGACUUUGGAACAGAGCAACGAAACAGAUCCGUACCGUUGACAAUGAUACACUUAUCUGGUUCGAGGGCGCUACCUUUGACGUUCUUUCUGGCUUCAAUAACGUGCCUCUCGGCGACGGGUCCAAGACAGUACAUUCAUUCCACUACUAUAACCCACCGCAGCUGGGUCCGCUAAAGGAUACACUCUACAAUCGACAAAAAGAUAAUGUUCGUCUCAAGACCGCUGGUGUCCUCACAGAGCUGACGUUCUGGAUGGGCGAUGAUAAGCAGAUGGCUGGCCUUACGGAAGCCAUGGCAGCAACUGAUGCAAACAUGGUAUCUUGGAUUGGGUGGGCAUACGAGAAUCUGUAUAACGGAACAUCGGGCAAGCCAUAUCCAGAGCUGGAGAAGCACUACGGUCGUGCGUAUCCGGCUGCGAUCGCGGGGACGCCUACUUCGUUUGGGUUUGACGAGACCUCGGGUAUCUUCAAGUUGAACUUCACCAGCGAGCCUAACAUCGAUGCACCGACUGAGAUCAUUCUUCCUACUUCUACGUUUCCGAAUGGGUACGAGCUUCGAGUCCUACCUAGUGGCAGUCUGUUGCAAUACAAGCCCGACGAUCGCACACUGGCCUUGUUCACGUCCAAGGAUCUCAAAGAGGAAACAGUGAUAUCUGUUGAGAUUUCCCGCAAACUUGAUUUCUAA